AUGCCGCUGAGACUUCCGGUUCCGCUUGUUCUCCUGGCAAAGGCCAAACACAAUACACAUGCUACUAUCAGAAUGUGUUCUUCCGCAAUGCAUCGUCCAUCUCUGUCACGCAGAUCCAAUGACGUUAUUGGGGAUUCCUUCACUAGGCGGUCAUUCGGCUCCUAUAUUGAGAACUAUUAUACGACGAACCACGCAGCUACAGGGUUUUCAUCUCCACUACGCAAGACAUUCGUAUUCGUAGUAUUUGUUUUCCAGGCUGUAUUUACCUUCGGAUAUUUAUUCCACACCAACUACUAUUUUACUGGGAAAGCGCUCCCGAAGCCAGACAGUUCCACUCAGCUUACGUGGCGAUCACCGACGCGGCAAGACCGACGGAGCAAACCAUGCCUCCGGCCAAUGCCACAGAUACACGGGUAG
Messenger RNA from Babesia bigemina, 417 nucleotides. RefSeq lists its product as hypothetical. NCBI's taxonomy places the organism in Eukaryota, Apicomplexa, Aconoidasida, Piroplasmida, Babesiidae. The transcript is spliced from 3 exons. The record is from RefSeq and is a predicted model, not a curated record. Bases 1 to 417 code for a protein of 138 amino acids.